Molecule: messenger RNA, 489 nt
Organism: Carya illinoinensis
Lineage: Eukaryota; Viridiplantae; Streptophyta; Magnoliopsida; Fagales; Juglandaceae
Source: the annotation of a RefSeq genome assembly
AUGACUUUUUACUAUCGCCCGACCGUUACUGAAGCUUUUGCUUCUGUUCAAUAUAUAAUGACUGAAGCUAAUUUUGGUUGGUUAAUCCGAUCAGUUCAUCGAUGGUCGGCAAGUAUGAUGGUCCUAAUGAUGAUCCUGCACGUAUUUCGUGUGUAUCUCACCGGUGGCUUUAAAAAACCUCGUGAAUUGACUUGGGUUACAGGUGUGGUUCUGGCUGUAUUGACCGCAUCUUUUGGUGUGACUGGUUAUUCCUUACCUUGGGAUCAAAUUGGUUAUUGGGCAGUCAAAAUUGUAACAGGUGUACCGGAAGCUAUUCCUGUAAUAGGAUCGCCUUUGGUAGAGUUAUUACGUGGAAGUGCUAGUGUAGGACAAUCCACUCUGACUCGUUUUUAUAGUUUACACACUUUUGUAUUACCUCUGCUUACUGCCGUAUUUAUGUUAAUGCACUUCCCAAUGAUACGUAAGCAAGGCAUUUCUGGUCCUUUAUAG